Molecule: messenger RNA, 906 nt
Organism: Caenorhabditis briggsae
Lineage: Eukaryota; Metazoa; Nematoda; Chromadorea; Rhabditida; Rhabditidae
Exons: 1
Coding region: 1-906 (301 amino acids)
Source: RefSeq, a predicted model, not a curated record
AUGAGAUCUAAACGAGAAAGAAGAGAAAAAAGUGAGAGAUCACAUAGGAAAUCGAGAAGAUCGACAAGAGAGAACGAUGAUUUGAAGAAAAAGAAAAGUAAAAUAAGCCAAAUAAGUAUGAAAAGUUCCCGAAGUAAGAGAAACAAGAAGGAUCGGAGCAAACGGGGAAGUUCGAGAAGCAAAAGUAAGAAGACAGUUUCUGCUCGGAAACUAGAUGAGAAGAAAGAAGGAUCCAAGAGAGGAAGUUCGCGAAGUAAGAACCAAAUCAGUUCCCGUCGAGUGGAAGGAUCGAAUCGUGAUGGAUCCAGAAGAGGAAGUGUUCGAAGUGAGAAGAAACUCGAGAAAAAGCAAAGUUCUAGAAGCAACAAAGAAAAAAAUGGAAGUGUCAAAAGUCAGAAGUACUCUCCUUUGAAUAAGAAGAAGAGCAAUAAAAGUAAUAAAAAGGAGAAAUCAAAGAAAGGCUCUCAAAAAAGCGUCAAGAAAGCUGAAUCUGUAAAGGAAAUCAAGUCAGAUGAAGCUAAAACACCACCAUAUGCUGCUCCUUCAAAUGAUGUUCGUUCUGUGUACUUGGACACUGGAAAAUCUUCCUAUUCAACUCCAAAUCCCUCGUCCGUCAAUCCCAAUUCUAUUUAUGUAAACGAUCCGAAACCAGUGAAGAGUGUACGUAGUGAUUUGGCUGAUUCAGUGACUCCAGAAGAUAAAAAGAAGACGAUGAGAAGUACAGUAUCUCCAGAUGGUGAAUCAAAGAAGCGUAGUAAUAAGGCUGUCACUCCAAACAAGAGUAAGAAAUCACAGAAAGAUUCAAAACGUUCAAACAGGUCUGAAGUCAACAAUAGUGUUAGAACGAAAACUUCAAAGAAUGUGUCCAAGAAAACUGUGGAGUCUCGGAAGUCCAAAAGAAAGUGA